AUUUCGGAACCUGCCGAGAGCAGAGAAGUAGCAUUGUAUGUACGUCCUAGAAACAGCGAAAGGAGCUCGGGCUGGUGACAGAGAGAGGGGCCUACAGAAGAUGACGGAAUACAAGCUUGUCGUCGUUGGAGCUGGUGGUGUAGGCAAGAGUGCGUUGACGAUACAACUUAUUCAGAACCAUUUUGUAGAUGAAUAUGAUCCUACAAUAGAGGAUUCAUACAGGAAGCAAGUAGUAAUUGAUGGCGAAACCUGUCUCUUGGACAUUCUGGAUACAGCUGGUCAAGAAGAGUACAGUGCAAUGCGGGACCAGUACAUGAGGACGGGCGAGGGCUUUUUAUGUGUAUUUGCUAUAAAUAACACAAAAUCCUUUGAAGAUAUUCAUCAUUAUAGGGAACAAAUAAAAAGAGUGAAAGAUUCUGAAGACGUCCCCAUGGUGCUAGUAGGGAACAAGUGUGACUUGCCUUCCAGGACUGUAGACACAAAACAAGCUCAGGACUUAGCAAGAAGUUACGGAAUUCCAUUCAUCGAAACCUCUGCGAAAACAAGACAGGGUGUUGACGAUGCCUUCUACACGUUAGUUCGGGAAAUCCGAAAGCACAAAGAGAAGAUGAGCAAAGAUGGCAAAAAGAAGAAAAAGAAGUCGAAGACAAAGUGUAUAAUUAUGUAAAUGCAAUUUACCCUUUAUCCUUAAGGUGUACGUCGGUAAACGUGAUUAAUUUUUGUACCAUUACACUAAAUUAUUAGCACACGUUUUUAAGCAUUACUUUAAAAACUUCCUAUCUGCUUUCUGAAUCUUCAGCCUUCUUCUCUGGAUGCUUGCGUUAAAUGACAGUGGAAGCUAUUCCUCUUAAGUGCCAGUAAUCCUUGAGUGUUGGUCCUUGAACCUUGCAAUGCCUGUGAAAAACAAAAAAAUACCUGAAAACCUUUUCUUCAGGGUAUUUUGGUGCAUGCAAACCUUGCUAAUGUCUUCUGUUUUUUUGUUUUGUUUUUGUUUAAGAGUCUUCUGCAAGACCAGCCUUUCUACUAGGCGAUGCUGUCUGGGCAAUUCUUUUCCAGGGUGGGGUGGCACUUCAACUGUAGAAGGAGAUGGAUUUUUUUUCUUUGGGGUCAUUUUUUGGUGCAUAUGUUCCUUCAUCCAUAAGCAGGGGGUGGUGAAUGGAGUACUUUAUGCUCAUGGUGGAACUCCCCUGUCCUUUGCCAGGGUGAGGUGAACUCCUAAUACCAUACACCUGAGUAGAGGAUGGAGGACAGUGAGGAGGUAUCCCACUUGAGCCGUAUGGAGCAGCAGUGUCUGUGCUGUGUUCAGAGAGAGAACGUAGAUAUUGGGGCUGUUCACACAACACGCCAACCAACGCUCAGUGGUUGAGGGAGGAUUGUUUUGAACCGUGGGCUGUUUGUAGAACCGUGUUGUCUGAAUGCAGCACUUUUUCUGCAGGGUGGGUUAUCGUGUUGUUUGAAUGCAGCUAGGGUGGCUUGUUAAUCACUCUAAACAACCCAACGAAAAAGAUUCUCAAGCUGGCUUGUUCGAGAGAAAUAAGCCACGCUGCACGGAUAGCAAGCCAUUCUGGCUGCAUUCAGACAACUCGACAACCCAUGGUUCAACAAAUAACCUAUGGUUCAAAACAACCAUGAGGGUGGGUUAACACAUUGUAUGAACAGCCCCGUUAUGUAAUUUCGGGGAUCCUUUGAAGUGCAGCAUUCAUGAGAUCCAGGUAACUCACAGGAAGUGGGAACCAAAUUGGGGGCAUGGGUAUGGACUAGGGUUGGGGAGCAGAGCUAAAAGGCAGCAGGUGGGUAUUCAGGACUAUGGGAGACCUGCUACAGGACCCCAGCAGGACAAGUGCUAUGGCCACAGUUGAAUGUGAUAUAUCUAUGACCCCACACUGCCUAAAGCUGGCCCUGGAUCUUUGUAUAAAGGUAAACUAAUAUCUCUAGUUCCAUUUCUACUUGCCAUGUUCACGAUGUGGUUGGGUUAAAAGGACUGGUCAGCACAGAGAUCUUGGUUUUGGGCAGACUUUUUAAACCGUUUUGGUUCUGAGGAUUGCAAUAUUGAUAUACCAGACGCCUUUUUAGCCUUCCUAUAAUUUCUGCUGCUAGGCACCUUUUCUUGUAGCAUUUCCAAUCAACUUGAAUGAAUGUAAAAAAAUAAUCAUCAUCAUAGAGUUUUCACAAAGUUUUUUUUUUCCACAGCAGUUUGUCCUCGGUCACGCAAAGUAACUAUUUUUUCUAUUAAAAGUGAAAAUCUUUUUUAAAAAAAGAGAGAGAGGAAAAAGCAAAAUUUCUAAUUGGACUGCUUUGUUGCAAUGAAUUACUUACUACUUUUGUAUGCAAGGGAAGCCAUGGAGUUGGGGUGAUAAUCCAAUUAGGAGGAAGUUUGCUGUAUAAAUUCAACAUGAAAAAGCUGGAGUUGCAUUGGAGCACACUGCUAUUGUGCAGACCACUCAUUUCAAUGGGACAUGCAAGGGAGAAAUGCCUUGUGAACUAUGUCUCUAAAUGCUAGGCAGACUUAAUAGUCCAGCAUCUCAAAAAAGUUCAUUCCUGUAGGAUUGAAGACUUUAUCAAUUUAUCACAUUGUUUUAUCAUUUCUGGAGCACUUUCAUCCUUCAGUCCCAUUCAAUAUGUUUUGACCCCCAUUUUGUUAAGAAGGGGAAACAUAAUUUGGAGGGCUGCAAUCUGGCUGAGACUGUUCUCAGUCAUUUUUAUGUGUUGACUAAAUGUCACUAAAAAUGUCAUUGGCUGGGUUCAUACAACACGCUAAGCCACCCCAGUGUGGGUUGUUGUUGAAACAUAGGUUAACCACGCUGAACAACCCAACAACAAGCCAUGGGCUCUCAAGGUGGCUAGUUUGAAAAAAAUAAGCCACACUGCAUGUUUAACAAGCCACCUUGCGGAAAACAUGCUGCAUUCAGACAACAUGUUAACCCACCCUACAGAAAACAUUCUGCAGACAAUACACUAAGCUAUGGUAGGUUAAUGUGUCGUAUGAACCCAACCAUUAUGGGGCAAGCAUCUCUUUUCAAGGUUAGAGCCCUGUGCGGUUAGAUCUUAGACCUAAAUGUCCACGUCGAGCACUCUGUUUGAAUUGUUCACAAGAGGCCUUAUCAAGAAUGCAACUGAGAAUGGGGCCUCAGCUGAUCUUUUAUUUGCCCAAACCUUUUCUUUUUCUAUUGAUAAUGCUGUCACUUAAGUUUGAUUUGUUAAAUAUGAGAAGUCCACACUGUAAGGCUGUGGAUGAAACUUCUUAGAUUUAAUCCAUUUUCGAUGCCGUGCCGAUAAUACCAGCAAACUCUACGGCAGCUGCAGGUAGAGGAAGUCACUCCCAUUGAUGCAAACAGGAAAAACAGGUCACCCGAAAGCUGGUGCUACCAGAAAAAAAAGUUCUUGGAAGGCUGACACAUCAACAGUUGUAUUAUAACGCCCUGAAAUAUUGUGUUACGAUUAGGCUGCAUUCGUUUAUAACAUUGCGAACACUUAAGUCUAGGGUUCCUUUUUGCUUAAACUUUGAUUUUUAACCUGUUGGUUGUUUUAUUAUGGUUUUAAUUUUUGUGAACCGCCCAGAGAGCUUCGGCUAUUGGGCGGUAUAAAAAUGUAAUAAAUAAAUAAAUUUAACUCUGUGCUGGACAGGGCAGUAAAAAACAACAACCCACCAACCCUCACUACAGCUAAUAUAAACAGAUCCUUCAAUUUUCCAUGUAGCAGAUAGCAAUGCCUUAUAUCCACUUUGCUUAUUUCACAUCCUUAUUUUUUAAAAGGUGAAAAGUUAAUUAUUAAAUAUAUUACAUUUUUUUGUAUGAUACAAAUACCUACUUUUAUGUUCCAGAGUAUAAAGUAGGUUCUGAACAAUUUCUGCCCAAGAAAUGCUGCUGGGUUGUGUUCUGUGAGUUACAAGUUGUGUGCAGGCCUAGUGUGAAAACAUUUGCAUAGUUUUCUUCAACCUGAAUUCUUCUGCAUCCCCACACGGAUUUUUGAGGUGGUAAAGUCAAGAUGCCUUUUACCAGCAUAUGAAAAUAUCAGAUAAAAUGCACCUUGUGGUAACCCAGCUAAAAGUAGCAAAUAUUGCCUAAUCCAUUCUCAUCCUUUGGGUUUGGCUCUGCAAUACCCAUUACCUUCAAAUAUUUUGACUUCUUAAAUAAUGACCCUUUCGGGAAGGUGGUUUAAUGGGAAGAGCAUGUACAUAGAACACACGUAGGGAGAAAUUCACAAAGCACUGAGGUGACAUGACUUCCUCUUCACUUUGCCUUGUAGAAGACGACAUCAAAAUGAGCAGCAGUCUUAACGUUUGGCUAACUGUAGCCCACCGUUGUACCUUUUAAUAAUUUAAUUCCACUUUUGAUUUUUUUUCUAUCGAACCCAAGUCUAUUCCCACACCCCCUCUUCCUCUCUCGAGUGCCAAAUCCCUUUACCAGGACUAUUUCUUAAAAUGCAAUGUGUUUACCUAGAAUGUAUUAACUAUUUUUGUAUAGUAUAAACUAAACAUACAUGUUUCGUACAUUGUGCUUUCGGUUUUUAAUGUUUGAGGCAGAACAUAUGCAAUGCAAUGUGAUCCAGGUGAUUUGAUUUUUUAUUAUUAUUUUGGUGGGGGGGGAGGGGCUCAUUUUAUUUCAGUCACGUGACCUCAGGAUGUCGGUCACAGACAUUAACGUUUGAAGAAUGACCACUGUUCAUUUAAGCCUUUCCAAAUGGUUUAUUAGCAGCACGUGCUGUGAAGUGACAUGAAACCGGUUAAUUUGUCACAAACAAUACUGCUCCUGUUGUGAUUAAUAAUAAAAAAAAAAGUUUGUGUGUU
Molecule: messenger RNA, 4786 nt
Organism: Elgaria multicarinata webbii
Lineage: Eukaryota; Metazoa; Chordata; Lepidosauria; Squamata; Anguidae
Gene: KRAS
Product: KRAS proto-oncogene, GTPase
Exons: 5
Coding region: 38-667 (209 amino acids)
Biological process (GO): Ras protein signal transduction
Cellular component (GO): plasma membrane
Molecular function (GO): GTPase activity; GTP binding; GDP binding
Source: RefSeq, a predicted model, not a curated record